GCGAGUUACCAAAGAUGUUGAGCAGCGAGCUGGCAUGACACGUGGCGAACGCACAGAAUCUGUGGGCUAAGCUAACCAGUAGUAGAGAGUAGUAGGAGUAAUAGUCUCUCUCCUCUCUCUUCUACUUCUAAGUUUUCACACUAAACCUUACCUUCCCUUCCCUUGAAGUAUUGAGUGAGUGAUAUUUGUCUCUUGGUUUUAUUUUGUUCUUUCUUCCCUGUAAUAAUAACCAUUUGGGUUCCGGGUUAUGGAUUUGGAUUUAGAGAGAUGUUCGGUUUCGAGUUCGGGUUCUUCGUCGGCGGCGGAUCGGAUGGAGCUCGAGGCGGCGGAGGCUUUGGCUGAUUUGGCACAUUUAGCGAUGCGAGAGAGCAGCGGCAGUGAAUGGGGAAGCAAAGGCAAACGAGCUAGGAAGCGAGUCAGGGCUGAGUCUGACUCGGUCUCCACUUAUUCCGAUCUCCCCCGGCAGGAUCGAGCAGUUGUGGAUCAGCAGCCAAUACAUAGAAAUGUAGUGAAGCCUGCAAGACGAGAGCUGGAUGCAGAUGUGCCAAAAUCAAGUCCUAGUUGUGCAACAAGUUACCCAUCGUAUGGCACUGGCAGGUCUAGGCUAAAUUUAACUGAGGCUGAAAAGGAAGAACGAAGACUGCGUAGAAUAUUGGCAAACAGAGAGUCCGCUCGACAGACUAUUCGCCGUAGACAGGCUCUGUGCGAGGAGUUAACUAGGAAAGCUGCUGAUCUGUCAUGGGAGAAUGAAAACUUAAAGAAGGAAAAAGAGCUGGCCUUGAAAAACUAUCAGUCUUUAGAGACCACAAAUAAACACUUGAAGGCACAGAUGGCUAAGCAAAUAAAAGCUGAGAUGGAGGCAUCUCCUGGAGACCUCAAGUCAGCCCUUGUUGACAUACCUACUACUUCACCUACAAACUGCCCAUUGCUUGUAUAUAACCAACAUGCAUUUUCACCUCAUUGCUGGCCUUCUAUUAUUCAAUCUUCAAAUCCUAUCCAAUCACAUUAUACAACUAAAAAUGCCAUUGUAAUUCCGUCAAACAUGCCCAUGCCAACUAAUGGAACACAUGAUUCAUCACAGGUGCAACAAGAAAACACUGUAAUUGUCAGUGGCCCAAGGACACCUGUAUAUUUAGUUUCCUGUCCAUGGUUCUUUCCAGGUCCUGAUCAUGGGAAUGGACUCCAUGCUCAGCCUUCUUUUAACUUUAAACACAGACAAGAUGGGACUUCGUUGAAUAAUCUAUGCUGUGGUAGUUCAUCUCCAAAAGCUGCUGCACCUAUGGAGAACCGGCAUUCCUCUUUAUCCAUUAUAGUUAAAUCAGAAACUACUAGCUCAGAAGAAGUCAGGGUUAUCAAUGAUCUAAAUGAGACACCAGUAGGAUUUACCCUGUAUGGAGGUGGUCAGUGCGAAGGAACUCACCCUAAAGAAAUGAUUCUUACUCCUGUACCUCCAACUUCUGUUACGCCUGCAGUAGCUGUUAAAAAUGAAGCUGGGCAAAAGUCAGAGUAUGCUUUCGGUGCUCAUGGUAUUUGCACAAAAGCUAGUCAACUAAGGUGUGCUUUACCAGAAAAGAAUCAAGACCCGUUUAAAUUCCCGAGCAAGAAGCUAGUGGAUGCAGCUUCUGCAGCAGAGGCAAGGAGGAGGAGAAAGGAACUUACAAAACUAAAAAACCUCCAUGGCCGCCAAUGUCGAUUGAAUUGUUGAGUCUUUGGCAUAGAUUUGGAUGGGUUUUUUUAGUUCCAGGAGCUUAAGCUGGUUGGAAGGAUUUGGGAAGCAGGAAAAAACACUUCUAAAGGGAAUACAUAUUAAUCGGUUAUUUGUUAAAUCUUUGGGGACUACUAUCAAGUUUUGAGGUUCCAAAGCUCUUUAUCUGUCAGCCGUGUUGAAUUUGGGGUAAAUUUUAGUAGCCCUAUUAUUUGGCCUCAGUAGCUCGACAUGAUGAAAGCUUCCAAUUAAGAAGACCUCAAGCAUGUAACCUUUUUCGUUUUCUUUUCCCUGUUGUCUGUCUUUGGAAGUUUGCUGUCGAAAUGGAUAAUUUAGCAAAGUGAGGCUGCCAUUUUGAUGGUUGAGAUGGAGAGGGCAGCAAGAACAGGGUGACUUCAAAAUUAGUUAAUGGUUUGUAACAUCAUGUUGUAAGAUGAUGCAUCUUUUUCUGAAAGCGCAUCCACGAGUUUAGGCUUAAA
Populus nigra (black poplar) is the source of this 2184-nucleotide messenger RNA. RefSeq lists its product as uncharacterized. The transcript is spliced from 6 exons. Lineage: Eukaryota; Viridiplantae; Streptophyta; Magnoliopsida; Malpighiales; Salicaceae. Gene Ontology annotation, cellular component: nucleus. Gene Ontology annotation, biological process: regulation of DNA-templated transcription. The coding region runs from base 248 to 1705 and encodes 485 amino acids. The record is from RefSeq and is a predicted model, not a curated record. Gene Ontology annotation, molecular function: DNA-binding transcription factor activity; sequence-specific DNA binding.